This is a messenger RNA of Notolabrus celidotus (New Zealand spotty), 1732 nucleotides long. It is a transcript of the gene ogfod1, whose product is annotated as 2-oxoglutarate and iron-dependent oxygenase domain containing 1. Gene Ontology annotation, biological process: peptidyl-proline hydroxylation; regulation of translational termination. Gene Ontology annotation, cellular component: cytoplasm. Bases 137 to 1717 code for a protein of 526 amino acids. Gene Ontology annotation, molecular function: L-ascorbic acid binding; iron ion binding; peptidyl-proline dioxygenase activity. The record is from RefSeq and is a predicted model, not a curated record. NCBI's taxonomy places the organism in Eukaryota, Metazoa, Chordata, Actinopteri, Labriformes, Labridae. The transcript has 13 exons.
ACCUACCAUUACGUCAUUCGCCUGCGACUUAAGCCAUUUCACGCACUCACACGUUUCCAGUGUGUUUGCUACAGUCUAUGGUUUGCUGUCAAAUCUUUUCGUGAACUAGAAGAAGUGAACCCGGGCAGUUUCAAGAAUGGCCUCUAAACGACUGUCGGAGGAGUGUAGUAAAACUGAGAAGAAGAAGAAAAAGAAGACUUGCAUGGAAACAGCUGAACUUUGUGCAGGUUUAGAAGAAGAGCAAGUGAAGAGGUCCAUGAAGGAGGCGUGGAGCCAGAGGAAUCACUACAGCCAGGGGGAUCUGGAGCUGGACUGCCAUCCUUUCCCUCACUGCAUCAUCAGGAAUUUCCUCAGCAGCGAGGCCUUCGUAGAGAAUCUGCAGAAGGAACUCCUGGGACUGAGUUUCCACGAGAAGUCAAACGAUCUGUACAAGUUUAAACAGUCAGAUGACUUGAGGAAGAGAACGGAGCCACAUAUUGCAGGACUGAGGACAGCGCUGUUCGGGCCUUUCCGCUCCUGGCUUGGGGAAGUGUUAGGAGUUGAACUGGAGCCCACGGUGGACAUCUCCUGUGCUAAAUAUGAACACACAGAUGUUCUUUUGUGUCAUGAUGAUGAAUUGGAGGGGAGGCGUGUGGCUUUCAUCCUGUAUCUCGUGCCUCAGUGGCAGAGCAGUGAUGGAGGAACCCUGGAUCUUUACACAACAGACAGUAAUUUACAACCCCAGAGCAUCUUAAAGUCUCUGGUACCCUCUUUGAACACAUUCAUCCUCUUUGAAGUUUCUCCAGUCUCCUUUCACCAGGUGUCAGAAGUUUUAUCACAAGACAAGUGUCGUCUCUCCCUGAGCGGCUGGUUUCACGGGCCGUGUUUGGAUCGUCCCCCUCGCCACAUAGAGCCCCCUGUCCCACGAAACCCUCAUCUACCAAGAGAUGAGACGUUGCUGUUUGAGUGGAUCAAUCCGACCUACCUGGAUAUAUCCUACCAGGAGCAGGUUCAGGAGGAGUUUGAGGACAGUUCUGAAAUCCAGCUCAAAGAUUUUCUCAAGGAGGAGAAGUUCAGGGAGGUGAGUGAAGCUCUGAGACUCUCCCAGAUUCAGUGGACGAAGAGAGGUCCGCCCAAUAAGAGAUGCUAUGACUCGGCCUCUCUGGAUUCUCUGCCGCAGUGUGUGAGUGCAUGCUGGGAGCUGCUUCAUUCAGAGGCUUUCUUUCUGCUUCUCUCCAACUUCACCGGCCUGCGUCUGCACUACCUGUGUCCUGCUGAUGAUGAAGAUGAUGAUAAGGAAAAAGAAGGUGGAAAUCAAGGGAAGGAGAAAGACGACAAACAGAAUGCGGAAGCAACAGGGUCUUCAACUGACGCAUCAGCAAACACAAGCAGGGAGAAAGAGCUGAGCACACCUGUGUGUUCUGGUGAGCUGCGUCGAUGGUCUCAUGGUAGCUACACUCUGCUGCACGAUGGAGAGGCAGCACGAGCAGAAUACGCUCUAGACCUUAUUUUGCCUUUUGGCUGUGCAGACUGGCAGUCAGAGUUUGGGGGCUACACGUGUUAUGUUGCUAAUGAAGAGGAUGAGGAGCUUCUGACAAUGUACCCAGAGGACAACUCCCUUGCUCUCGUCUACAGAGAUAAAGAAACUCUCAAAUUUGUCAAACAUGCCAACCAAAAAAGCUCUUGUGAGCCUACCUGCAGAGAAUUCUAUGACUUCUCUUUUGUGUACUAUGAAUAAAUAUGUUUAUCUAUC